Molecule: messenger RNA, 1191 nt
Organism: Fimicolochytrium jonesii
Lineage: Eukaryota; Fungi; Chytridiomycota; Chytridiomycetes; Spizellomycetales; Powellomycetaceae
Product: ligand-effect modulator 3 family
Exons: 5
Coding region: 1-1191 (396 amino acids)
Cellular component (GO): Golgi apparatus; plasma membrane; endoplasmic reticulum
Source: RefSeq, a predicted model, not a curated record
AUGUCUGACUCAGUAAAGUCGAAAAAGCCGGCUAACACCGCGUUCAAACAACAACGUCUGAAGGCAUGGCAGCCUAUUCUUACCCCAAAGACGGUCCUGCCAACGUUUUUCUUGGUCGGAGCCAUCUUUGUGCCCUUGGGGAUCGGCCUCUAUAUUGCGAGUGAGAAGGUCAAGGAAUUAAUGUUCGACUACACAGACUGCCAAUCCGGCGGUACCCCCUCCGCACCCAUCACCAACUGGUCCUGGAACGCCGCCAACAAAACCUGCACGAUCGACUUCAAGGUCGACGAAGCCUUCAACCCACCGGUAUUCAUGUACUACCGCCUCACCAACUUCUACCAGAACCACCGCCGAUACGUCAAAUCCUUCGAUGCUGAACAGUUGAAGGGAUCGCAGACUACGCCAUCGGGGAAAGGGCUGGAUUUAUGUGACCCGUUGAAGACCCCACCGCAGGGAACGACUGUGAGGAUUAAUGGACAGGAUGUGGCUGUUAGCCCGAAUGCUCAGUACUAUCCAUGUGGAUUGAUUGCCAAUUCCAUGUUUUCUGACGAAAUAUCAAACCUGACGUCCAUCUCUGCGGCGCAACCCUCUGGCGGCACCUACGUCGACUACACCUUCACCGAAAACGGCAUCAGCUGGCCCUCGGACAAAGACCGCUUCAAACAAUCCACCUGGCUCGACAAACCCGACGACGAGCUCCUCCGCACACUGAUCCCACCCCCCUUCUGGGCUGAAGCCUGGCCCGAAAAAUACGCCCACGGCUACACCCGCGACACGAUCCCCAACAUCAACACCUGGGAACGUUUCCAAGUCUGGAUGCGCACCGCCGCGCUCCCGACCUUCCGUAAACUCUGGGGCCGCAACGAAAACACCGCGCUGAUGCCGGGAGUGUGGCGCAUCACCAUCAGGGAUACAUUCGGGGUGCAGAAGUUUGGCGGCCGUAAAGCGAUCGUGCUGUCGACUGUGUCGCUGUUGGGCGGGAAGAACCCGUUCUUGGGGUCGGCGUAUAUCGCUGUGGGAGUCAUUUCGUGGAUCUUGGGACUGGUGUUUUUGUUUAGGCAUAUGAUCAAGCCGAGGAAGUUGGGCGAUCAUACGUAUUUGUCGUGGAAUCAGCCGCAGCAGAAUGCAGGCGCGGCGCCGCAAAGGAUGCCUGAGGUGGGCGGCGAGCGUUCAUCACUCAUGCACCGUUAA